Trifolium pratense (red clover) is the source of this 1040-nucleotide messenger RNA. RefSeq lists its product as uncharacterized. Lineage: Eukaryota; Viridiplantae; Streptophyta; Magnoliopsida; Fabales; Fabaceae. Gene Ontology annotation, molecular function: protein binding. The coding region runs from base 1 to 969 and encodes 322 amino acids. The transcript is spliced from 5 exons. The record is from RefSeq and is a predicted model, not a curated record.
AUGCAUGGAAGAAGCAAACAUAUAGAAGCCAAAUUUCAUUUCUUGAGGGAGCAGGUGAAUCAAGGUAGCUUAGAAGUAAUUCAUUGUGCUACUGGUUCACAGGUUGCAGACAUUAUGACUAAGAGUUUGAAGGUUGACAGAUUUUUGAACUUAAGGAAUUCACUUGAUUCAAACUUCUUCACAACUGUUCGUUCAAUCACACUCAGAUUCAAACUCACGAGUUCCAGAUUCUUGGUUCCUUCUUCAUUCAGAUUCAAUCUUCUUCACAACUCGUUCUUUCAAUCUAAGAUUCAGAUUCAACCUCGUUUGUUCAAGAUUGACAAAGAAAGUUAUGAUGAUAAUUUAUGCUUGACAAAGUUAUACCGAUGUUAUGCAGUUGAACCCCCAAACACUGAGCAAGCUUUAAAAUGGUUGUACAAAGCUUCCAAAGGUGGGAGCAAAAGUAAUAUAAGAGAAGCUGUUAAGUGGUAUAUGAAAGCAGCAGAAGGCGGGUAUGUGCGUGCUAUGUACAAUAUAUCCUUAUGCUACUCAUUUGGGGAAGGACUGUCACGCAAUCAUCAAGUAGCAAGAAAGUGGAUGAAGCGGGUUGCAGAUCGUGGUCAUAGUAAAGCUCAAUUUGAGCAUGGACUUGCUCUUUAUUCUGAGGGAGACAUGAUCAAGGCUUUGGUUUACUUGGAACUUGCUAGCCGUGCUGGUGAAAAGGGUGCUCCUCAUGUUAAGAAUGUAAUUGUUCACCGGCUUUCUGCUGCUUCACGCAAUCAUGCCAUGCUUCUAGCUGAUAGUUGGCGUGCUUUGCCAUCAAAUUGGGCUAAAAUCUGUAUGAUCAGCGAGCAAGAAAUCGCAUUACUUUUACCACUAAUUGAGGCAUUAAUUGUUUUUUCUUUUGUUCCGGGGGCAAUAUACAGUGUUAAUGAUAGCCCUUCCGAUGGUAGAUUUUUGUAUAAGACUGUUGCAAUUUUAGCCAUAUGAACAAAGUACUCCUUUCUGUGUAGACUCACAUUGUCUUGAAUCAUGUUAGUGUAUAAUGUUUUUAGUGUUAA